AUGCGAAGAAUUGCCAAGACACUCCUGGUGGCGGCGACCUUGUGCCUGGCUGCGGCCGUGUUCGCCCCCAAACCUUCCGUCGCGGCCGACAAGCUCACCCUGAUGCUCGACUGGUUCAUCAACCCCGACCACGCACCCCUCUUCGUCGCGCUGGAGAAGGGCUACUUCGCGGAUGAGGGGAUCGAGGUCGAGCUCAUCGCGCCGGCCGACCCCAAUGACCCGCCCAAGCUGGUCGCCGCCGGCAAGGCGGACCUCGCAGUCUCCUACCAGCCGCAGCUUCACCUGCAGGUGGCCGAGGGGCUGCCGCUGGUGCGGAUUGCGACGUUGGUAGCGACCCCACUGAACACGCUGCUGGUGCUCGCCGACGGGCCGGUCCAGUCGAUCGCCGACCUCAAGGGCCGCACGGUCGGCUACUCGGUCGGCGGCUUCGAGGACGCGCUGCUCGGCGCCAUGCUCGAGCGCCACGGCCUCGGGAUCGAGGACGUGACGCUGGUCAACGUCAACUUCUCGCUCUCGCCGUCGCUGCUCUCGGGCCAAGUCGAUGCCGUGAUCGGCGCCUACCGCAACUUCGAGCUCAACCAGAUGGACAUCGAAGGGCACACCGGCCGCGCCUUCUAUAUCGAGGAGGAGGGCUUCCUCAUCAACCACCCGGACGAGUCCUGGCAGCUCUUCCUGCGCGGCCGCGAGGAGCUCGACGACGAGCUCAACAAGCGCGCCUGGCGCGACACGUUGCCGCGCUUUGCGCUGAGGCCCGCGGCGCUCGAUACCGCGCGAUACGAGCGCUUCGCGGCCUUCCUCCAGGCCCAGGGGCUGAUCCCCGAGGCGCUCCCCGCCUCGGCCUACGCGGUGGAGCUGGACUAG
Geodia barretti is the source of this 861-nucleotide messenger RNA. The record is from the annotation of a GenBank genome assembly. Lineage: Eukaryota; Metazoa; Porifera; Demospongiae; Tetractinellida; Geodiidae.